This is a messenger RNA of Aspergillus uvarum CBS 121591, 2289 nucleotides long. RefSeq names its product serine/threonine-protein kinase. NCBI's taxonomy places the organism in Eukaryota, Fungi, Ascomycota, Eurotiomycetes, Eurotiales, Aspergillaceae. Bases 204 to 2174 code for a protein of 656 amino acids. The transcript is spliced from 3 exons. Gene Ontology annotation, biological process: peptidyl-serine phosphorylation; intracellular signal transduction. The record is from RefSeq and is a predicted model, not a curated record. Gene Ontology annotation, cellular component: spindle pole body. Gene Ontology annotation, molecular function: protein serine/threonine kinase activity; ATP binding.
UCCGCUCUUCUAGCGCUCUUCUGGUCGUGACUUAACUUGCGCCUGUUUCCCCUUGUGUGGUUGAAAAUUCUCCUAAAUCCCCGGGUUACUUUUUGUCACCAGCUGUCCCGGUCGGCGGAGUCACACAUCGGGCACCCAAGGACCACGCGAUUGCUAAUUGCGCCCGCUGUGCCCGUCCCUGAGCUUCUGCUCUUGCGCCCAUCAUGGCUCUCAAUAUUGACACAAGUGACCGAUCCGGUUUCCGCCUCCCACAUCCGCCACCCCUCCUUCAUACACGUGCCGGCAACGAACUGCUGGAUCGUCCUUUGACGCCCGCCGACACUGCCUUCACCAGCCCCGUUCAAACCCCUCAAGGGAGCCCCAGCAAGAAUCGCCUGCCGCCCGGCGCGAUCGACCUGCCUAAUGUAUUUGACAAAGCUCUGAAACUGAACCCCACCUCGCCGACGAAGAACACAAAUAACCACUACAACCAUCCCAUGUUCUCUCCGCCCCGGGCGGGGGAGGAUUUCAACGAGAGCGUCAUCCGACAACCGCCCGCCAGCCCUACGCGCAGAUCUAAUAAAGAAAACACGCCUCCGAACUCGACGCGUUUCGCUAAGGAUUUGGGCCCGAAUCCUGCAGCCGCCGCGAUCUCCAGAAAUGAGCUAUACCAGACCCGCGAUCUGGAGAGCAUCCAGCGGCGACAGGUCCCCAUGCGGGGUUUGACUCCGGAGGAGCUAGAGAAGCUCCAGAACCCCCGGGUCAAGCGUCUUGUCAACGUUACCCAGCUUUAUUUCCUUGAUCAUUACUUCGAUCUGCUGAGCUAUGUCCACAAUCGACAGAAUCGCUACACGCAGUUUCGCGCCGCGUACCCGGAACCACCCCUGACGUCGAUGGAGGAAUACGAGCCCGCACUCAUGAAAUACUUGGGUCGGGAGCGGGCCCACCUUCGCAAGCGCCGAACCAGACUUCGCCAGCAUGAUUUCCAAAUAUUGACACAGGUCGGACAAGGAGGAUACGGACAGGUCUACUUGGCACAAAAGAAAGACACGCGGGAAGUGUGCGCAUUGAAGGUGAUGAGCAAGAAAUUACUCUUCAAGCUUGACGAAAUCCGCCACAUCCUCACGGAGCGUGAUAUCCUGACAGCGGCCAAGAGUGAAUGGCUGGUGAAGCUGCUCUACGCUUUUCAGGAUGAGGAUCAAAUUUACUUGGCGAUGGAAUAUGUCCCGGGUGGUGAUUUCCGCACCCUCUUGAACAAUACCGGGGUGCUGCACAACCGCCACGCUCGGUUCUACAUCGCCGAAAUGUUCAGCUGCAUCGAUGCGCUCCACGCACUGGGAUAUAUUCACCGCGAUUUGAAGCCCGAGAACUUUCUGAUUGAUUCGACCGGUCACGUGAAGUUGACCGACUUUGGCCUGGCAGCUGGAAUGCUGAACCCAGGCAAGAUCGAAUCCAUGCGUGUGAAGCUGGAGGAGGUGGGCAAUACCCCGGUGCCGUUCGGACGUCCCAUGGAACAGCGCACGGUGACAGAGCGUCGCCAAGGCUAUCGGUCGCUUCGUGAGCGGCAGGUGAACUAUGCCAAGUCUAUUGUCGGGUCACCGGAUUACAUGGCGCCCGAAGUGCUCAAGGGAGAGGAAUAUGACUUUACGGUGGAUUACUGGAGCUUAGGGUGCAUGCUGUUCGAAGCAUUGGCGGGUUACCCGCCGUUUGCGGGAUCGACGGUAGACGAGACCUGGCAGAACCUGAAGAACUGGCAGAAGGUGCUGCGCAAGCCCGUCUAUGAAGACCCCAACUACUUCCUGUCGCGUCGAACAUGGGACCUGAUCACCAAGCUGGUUGCUGCCAAGGACCAGCGGUUCAAGAACAUCCAGGAGAUCCAUUCCCACGAUUACUUCAGCGAAGUCGAUUUCGGUCGCUUGCGAGAGCAACGUGCGCCGUUUGUGCCCGAGCUGGAUUCGGAGACGGACGCGGGAUACUUCGACGACUUCACGAAUGAGGCCGACAUGGCCAAAUACAAGGAAGUCCAUGACAAGCAACGGGCCCUGGAGGAGAUGGCGGAACGCGACGAGAAGAUGGGCAAGGGCCUGUUUGUAGGAUUCACAUUCCGACACCGCAAACCUGCCAUGGAUGGCAUGGGACGCAGUUCCCCGCGCAAGCCGAUCGCCACGGACGGCAGCUUCGGCACGAUGUUCUAGUUUUCUUUUGCAUGGGUCCUUUCUAGCACGAGCUGGGUCUCGGGUCGGAGUUCAAUUGAGCGAGUAUGACAUGAUAUUUCAUUGGCUAUGGGCAUGGAGCAUGGCAGGACGGGUA